UGCUCCUACGUGGUGACCCGUACUGUCUCUUGCCAUGUGCAGAAUGGCACCUACCUCCAGCGAGUGCUGCAGAGCUGCCCGUGGCCCAUGGGCUGCCCUGGGAGCAGCUACAGAACUGUGGUGAGGCCCACAUACAAAGUAAUGUACAAGACAGUGACUGCCCGCGAAUGGAGGUGCUGCCCUGGACAUUCAGGGGUGACCUGUGAGGAAGGUUCCCCUGGCUUCCUGGAACCUACAUGGUCAGGCAGCACCAUGCGACGGAUGGCCCUGCCGCGGCCCACGGCAUUCUCAGGUUGUCUCAACUGCAGCAAAGUGUCUGAGCUGACCGAGAGGCUGAAAGUGCUGGAGGCCAAGGUGGCUGUUCUGAGUGUCACAGAGCAGACAGUGUCCUCAAUCCCAGCUACCUCUGAGGACUCUGCCCUACUUUGGGGCUCCCCAGCUGCCCAGGGCAGCCCUGGAGAUGGAGGCCUGCAGGACAGAGCUGAUCCGUGGGAGCUGCCUGAGCCUACUGGCCCCAAGGGAGAUACUGGCAGCCAGGGCCCAGUGAGGAUGAGAGGCCCACCAGGUCCCCAGGGACCCCCAGGACGCCCUGGCCAGACCGGAGCUGCAGGCAUCCCUGGAGAGAUAGGCCCUCCAGGUCCGCCAGGCCCUCCUGGGCCCCCAGGCCCUCCAGCCCCUGUUGGGCCACCCCAUGCCCAUAUCUCCCUGCAUGGAGAUCCAUUACUGUCUAACACCUUCACUGAGACCGGCAGCCACUGGCCCCAAGGACCCACUGGGCCUCCAGGCCCUCCAGGACCCCCAGGGCCCAUGGGUCCUCCUGGACUUCCUGGCCCCACGGGUGCCCCUGGGAGUCCUGGACACAUGGGAUCGCCAGGCCCUUCUGGACCCAAAGGAACCUCUGGCCACCCAGGAGAAAAGGGCGAGAGAGGGCUGCCUGGGGAACCUGGCCCCCAAGGGUUUAUGGGAUUGCCGGGAGACCCUGGCCCCAAAGGAGACCCUGGUGAGAAGAGCCACUGGGCUCCUAGUUUACAGAGCUUCCUGCAGCAGCAGGCCCAGCUGGAGCUCCUGGCCAGAAGGGUCACCCUGCUGGAAGCCAUCAUCUGGCCAGAACCAGAGCUGGGAUCCGGGGUAGGUCCUGAUGGCACGGGUACCCCCAGCCUCCUUCGAGGCAAAAGGGGAGGACACCCAACCAACUACCAGAUCGUGACCCCCAGGAGACGCAACGGGAGGAGCUGA
This is a messenger RNA of Cricetulus griseus (Chinese hamster), 1236 nucleotides long. Lineage: Eukaryota; Metazoa; Chordata; Mammalia; Rodentia; Cricetidae. The record is from RefSeq and is a predicted model, not a curated record.